Vitis vinifera (wine grape) is the source of this 1480-nucleotide messenger RNA. RefSeq names its product senescence associated gene 20. Lineage: Eukaryota; Viridiplantae; Streptophyta; Magnoliopsida; Vitales; Vitaceae. The transcript has a single exon. Bases 779 to 1141 code for a protein of 120 amino acids. The record is from RefSeq and is a predicted model, not a curated record.
AAGUAAGAAAUAAUUUAAAUUCAAACACGUACCGGAUGUGGGUCCUAAUGUUUUCAUAGAUGAGGUCGACCCAGCUUUUUAGUGACAGAUACACAAAUUUUUCCCUAGAAGGCUACAAUCAGACAGAAAAGAAGUAAAUAACUAAAUAAGUGAGGAUAGUAGAUAGUCAAAUAGUAUACAAGCCGGCCCAUCCUCGUGUCGACCAUUUCAAACGUGUGGGGUCAAAAAAGUUGGCUUGACUUUUCAUUGGUCCCAAUGGGCCCCACAUCUUGUCCCACACCACAACAAAAGUAGGCUGACUGGUCCUUUUCGACUUGCCACUCCCAAGCCGCCACGUGACACCAUGGUCUCCAGACGUUGAUUAGUUAUAUUCCCAAAAUCCCCAUUUCUUUUCACAAAAUUCCCAAUCAUCCACGUCUUAUUGUUCGGUGCAGUUUAUGGAAAAAGAGAUAGAAACAGAGGAUCCCAACCUUUCCUCAUCCACUCGCCUAUAUAAGGCCCGCAACCUCCUCGCUUGAAUCCUUACCGAGUCUCUCAGAGCUUUCUCUUUCUUCCAUUUCUCUCUCCUGAAAUUACUCUCUCUCUAGUAAUUAGCUCGCCGGAGUCUCUACCAGAACUGGCUAACUCACCGGAAAUUCUGGAGGAGGUUGAUGCGAGUAACCAAAGGGUGGUACGCGCCCUAUAUGAAGCCUUAGGCUCACGUGACGUCGACACGGUCCAUCGACUUCUCGCCGCCGACCUCGAGUGGUGGUUCCAUGGCCCGCCUUCCCACCAGUUUAUGAUGCGCUUGCUCACUGGUGUCUCAUCCGACGAGUCAUUUGUCUUCGAGCCACUCGCCUUCGCGUCUUUCGGUUCGACAGUCCUCGCCGAGGGCUGCGAUCACAGCGGUUCAAUCGCCUGGGUCCACGCCUGGACGGUCACUGAUGGGGUAAUAACCCAAGUCCGAGAGUACUUCAACACCUCCCUCACCGUCACCCGUCUCUCCAACUCCGACUUCACGACGUCACCCUCGUCGUCGAUCUCUGCCGCGUCGUCGUCGUCGACUCCCUCGCCGCCGUCGCGCCAUUGCCCCUCCGUCUGGGAGAGCAGCUUCUCGGAUCGGGUCGGAAAAUCGGUUCCGGGUCUUGUCCUGGCAAUAUAAGGAAACGUGCCGAUCACUUGCAGCCGUACGCAAUAUAAUAAUAUACAAUAAAUAAAUAAAGAAGGAGUGAUUUGGCUGCCACUCCCGAUUUCCAUAUGGGCUGAACUCACCGGAAUCUCUCGUGUCUGGUGGAUGUGGAGUCCAAGGUUCUGUUUGGCUCUUUUGUUUCUUCAUCCAGUGUGUCUUAGUUAUCCAGUACUUUGGUUGCAGUAUUGUACCGUGUGUCAGAGUUUGGAAGAACCAAUCAGAUGGAGAUGCCUUCUUGGUCAUAUCUUCAUCACCAGUGUGUAAUAAAAUGGUUUCAUAUUUCAAUAAAUAUGUAUUCCUCCGAUUGCCUUA